This is a messenger RNA of Ooceraea biroi (clonal raider ant), 1457 nucleotides long. RefSeq lists its product as uncharacterized. NCBI's taxonomy places the organism in Eukaryota, Metazoa, Arthropoda, Insecta, Hymenoptera, Formicidae. The record is from RefSeq and is a predicted model, not a curated record.
AUGGCUAAAAUGGGCACUAAUUCUUGUACGUGCGAAAUGGUAAUAAAUUUGAGGUCAGCCAAGCGGCCAAGAAGUCACGUCUACGUGAUAGCGGCCGAUAACCGCUGGAUAGUGAAAUCACGUAUACGUGACAGCGGUCGUCAAAGUGUUAAACUACAGAAAGCUGUGGCGAUGUCUGGAAGUUUUACUCGGGCCGCGUGGCUCUUCCUAAUUACACUAGUAACAAUAACAUAUCGAUCCGCAGGAGAACCGUCGCAGCUGAUAGUAUGCAGUCAACCGAAUGUUUUCACGGUCCAAAUAACCGGCAAUGAGCAAGUUGUCUAUGGCACCAAAUUAUUAAUCAGACACAGCCCACAAGUCGGAAUUUUCUCUUAUCCCGAGAUAAAGCCAGUAAACGUUGUCUUCAAUGAAUCCAUUAUUGAAUUCACAGGAUAUACGUCGUUUCAACGUUCGGCAAUCCAGGAUCUCUUACCCGAAAGACUCUCCUGGAGUGCCAGUGGUAUCAUUUUUGGAAUCGGCACGCUCCAAAAACUAAGCAGCGAGAAUUAUGCAGUCCAAGAAUGUCGCCUAUUUCUGCCGUCCAACAUCAAAGCUAGCUCUAAUUUACCAAAGGUAAUGGAAGAGGCAAUCAUUUAUUACGCUCAGUCGUGUGCCAAAGAGUAUCUUUGCGAGAGGAUAGGAACGAUGACGGAAAAAGAACUUCAGAACAUUAACAUGUAUGACGAAGACAGACAUAAUAUACAACGUAUUAUUCAUCCUACCAAUUCUACUCGAAGGGUUGAGUUAAUCAUGAACGUACCAGUGGACAUCGUCCUUAAAAACGUAAUACAUUAUAUUAAGGAAAACGGACUAUCCAUAGUUGAACUUCCAGAUGUAAAAGAGGUAUACGAUAUAGGACUUGGAGUGAAAUGUGUGUUUGAGAUGGUCAAUGGAACCUUCGAAGAUCUUUCGAGUUUAAAGAGAACAGAGAAUGCAUUCAUGUCCAAUGAGGGAAGGACAAAUCUUGUAGAUGCUGCCUUUGGACUUUCCACAGCAAAUUUUAAGUACGAUUACAAGCUUGAAGCUGCCCUAAUUAAGGUUAGCGGCAAGAUAUUAGCCACUGUUAAAGAAUUAGCAAUGGCAGCAAAAGUGGCCAUACAUUAUGAUAAAACGUGCGAGGUAAAGUUAGAGUACGUGAAAAUAACAGAACUUGGCAAAAUCGACUUUAAAAUUACUGGUUUAGGUCCGUUUAAUUAUUUAACGUCUACAAUAUUCACUUGGUUAACUAAAACAUGGCAAAAUAGAAUUGUUAAAAUUAUCGAAGUUAACGUGAGAAAAAUCGCCGAGAAACAAUUAAAUGACUAUAUUUGCAACAAUUAUUACAAUGAAAUCACAGUUUAAAAUCUCUUCUUGGAUGUUUCCUAUUCUGUUAAACAAGAAACUUGAAAAAUUGAUGUAUAAAUAAAAUAUACUAAUCA